CUUAUCACUCACCACCCAUCAUGGCGAUCGCACGUCCGAUUCGCAUGUUAGGCGCUGCGUGCGUCCUACUGACUCUAUUUCUCAUCUUCAAUCUACGCCAAUCCGCUGAUCAACCCACUUCCAAAUUGACAAAUGGAAUGACUCGGGAUCCCCUUCUAGAUCCCACGGGUGAACCGGACGGACACUUAUGGCGAGCCGACGAACACGAUUAUUCUCCCGAUAGCGCAGAAUCGGCGCGCACCAAUGCCGCCCUGAUCACGCUGGUGCGCAAUGAGGAACUCAACGACUUGCUCAAGACCAUGCGCGACCUCGAGCGCACCUGGAACAGCAAGUUCAACUAUCCCUACAUCUUCUUCAAUGAUGUCCCUUUCACCGAGGAAUUCAAGCAGAAGACUCGGGCCGCCACCAAGGCCGUCGUUCAAUAUGAAUUGGUUCCCAAGGAGCACUGGGAGGUCCCUGACUGGAUCAACAUGGAUCUUUUCCGCGAGUCCGCCCAGAUGCUGGAGGAGCAGAACAUCCAGUACGCGUCGAAGAUUUCCUAUCACCAAAUGUGUCGCUGGAACAGCGGCUUGUUUUACAAGCACCCCGCCCUCGAGAAAUACCGCUACUACUGGCGCAUUGAGCCCAAGGUCCAAUUCUUCUGCGAUGUUGACUAUGACGUCUUCCGCUACAUGGAGGAUCGCAACAAGACCUAUGGAUUCACCAUCAACCUCUACGAUGCCCCUCAGACCAUCGCGACCCUCUGGCCCCAGACUAAGAAGUUCUUGGCUGCCAACCCGACGUAUCUGAGCGAUAACAACAUGUGGGAUUGGAUUACCGAUGAUCAGGCUCGCCCUGAGCACAACGAGAUGGCCAAUGGUUACUCCACCUGUCACUUCUGGUCCAACUUUGAGAUUGGUGACUUAGAUUUCUUCCGUGGUGAAAAAUACGAGGCCUACUUCCAGCACCUUGACCGCGCUGGUGGCUUCUUCUACGAGCGCUGGGGUGAUGCGCCCGUCCACUCUCUCGGUAUCGGUCUUUUCGCCGACUCCAACAAUGUACACUGGUUCCGUGAUAUUGGAUACAACCAUAUUCCUUACUACAACUGUCCCAACUCACCCAAGUGCUCCGGAUGCCAGGCCGGCCAGUUCUUCGGUGGUGCCGACUGGUUGUCCAAGGAAGACUGCCGUCCGACCUACUUCAAGUACGUUGGAACGCACUAA
This is a messenger RNA of Penicillium pulvis, 1202 nucleotides long. Its product is annotated as glycosyltransferase family 15 protein. Gene Ontology annotation, molecular function: alpha-1,2-mannosyltransferase activity. Gene Ontology annotation, cellular component: membrane; Golgi apparatus. The record is from RefSeq and is a predicted model, not a curated record. Gene Ontology annotation, biological process: protein O-linked glycosylation; cell wall mannoprotein biosynthetic process; protein N-linked glycosylation. Lineage: Eukaryota; Fungi; Ascomycota; Eurotiomycetes; Eurotiales; Aspergillaceae. Bases 21 to 1202 code for a protein of 393 amino acids. The transcript has 4 exons.